This is a messenger RNA of Eupeodes corollae, 4067 nucleotides long. Its product is annotated as delta-sarcoglycan. NCBI's taxonomy places the organism in Eukaryota, Metazoa, Arthropoda, Insecta, Diptera, Syrphidae. The transcript has 7 exons. Bases 1030 to 2364 code for a protein of 444 amino acids. Gene Ontology annotation, cellular component: sarcoglycan complex; sarcolemma. The record is from RefSeq and is a predicted model, not a curated record. Gene Ontology annotation, biological process: heart contraction; cardiac muscle tissue development.
GAGAAAAAUAUUUUCCAUACUCGAGGAAGAAUUUUUCAUUUGCUUGCCGGAGAUAUAGAUUUAGUCAUUCAGUGAUUGUUAAGACUCCAAAGUGCACGGAAGCGUUUUUGGGGAAAUAUUCCGUCGCGAUUUUUCUCGUCGUCCGUACUCACAGAUGUUUUUGGCACAAAUAGAUUUUUGAAAUUGAAAAAAAAGAAGAAAAAUUCUGAAAAAAGAAGAAUAAUAAAAAAGAUUCGAAGCUGAAUCCGAGAGUUGUAUGCAGUCGGAUGGAAAAUUUAAUUGAGCAUUUAAUUGCCCGUUGAUUGAUGACCAAAGUCAAAGCGAAAAGCAAUUUUGCUGCGUGGGGCGAGGGUUACAGCAAGUUACAAUACUGCGUGUUGCCCCCAUGAGUGCGUGUGUUUUUUGUUAAGUGUUGAGUUCGACUUUUUUUGAUUGUAUUUUCAAUUUGUUUUUUUGGAUUCUGGCUCCAUCUGGGGGGAGGGGGUGGUGAAUCUGUGCGUUUCGCUUUGGCAAAAUUUAUGUUCGCGGAUGGAUAAAGAGCGGGUUUGAAUUGUUGUUUGUUUUUAAAUGCGUAAAAUGAAUGAUUUUUCAAAUUGAUGCAAUGGUGAAUGAAGUCCUCGAAUUAAAUUCAAAUUCUGAUUUAAUUUUUGAGUCACAAGGUUUGUUGGCCUUAGCCAGUGGUAGUAGUAGUCAUUGUGCUGGCAAAAGGAAUCUGAAUCUGAGGCCUGAAGAGAACAACCAUCAUCAUCAACAACAACAUCAUCAGCAGCAUCAGCGGGAACGUCAUUUUUUAGAUUCAGACGGUGAAGGCGACAACGACCACGACGACAACAACAUCAACAUCGACGAACGUAGUCCACAUGAAAAUUUGAGCUGGACCUUUUUCGAAGAGAUCUCAUCAUUGGAUAAACAUCUUCGAAGUGAGACCAUCAUCCCAUCAAACGAGCAGCCGGUGGAUACUUCGCAAAAUGAUGACGAAAAUAUUGCCGCCGAUGUUGUGGCACUUUUGAGUCACCGGAUUUGCUCGUUAUGAAUGCAAGGACUUCGCCGGCUUCAUCAUUUACAAAUAACAAUAACAACAUAAGCAACAACAACAAUAAUAUCAAUCGCAGCCUCAAGGCUCAAGUCUUCUCGAAAAGUCCAAAUUUCGUUCGAAAAUCAUUGUACGAAGACAACGGCAGCACUUGCAAUAUAAUUGGCAACACUGGAGCUUGCAGUGGUGGUGGAAGUUUUUCUGAGGCGGGUGAUAUUGCAGAAAUCCUGCGGAAUGCCGAUGACGCGAUGAUAGGUGACACCGGAACAACAAGAUCUGAACGAAUUCCAAGGCAAUCAGGGGCGGCAUAUGUGUCAGGGGUAGAUUUGGGGGAUCGACAACAUCAUAAUCAACUACUUCAUCAUCAGGCAACAACUUCAAGGGCUUUUACCGAAAACCAUCAACAUCAGCAUCAGAGACCGCAACAACCGCAAAAGAAGUUGCCCAAUAUGGGGGCGGCGGGGAGAGGUCAUCGAAUUGGGGCGAGCAGUUUUGCCGAUGGAAUCGAUUAUCACUUGGGACUUAUGGGAUGGCGUAAAAAAUGCCUUUACACACUUAUACUUGUUCUUAUGCUACUGAUAAUCGUUAAUUUAAUUCUAACACUGUGGAUAUUGAAAGUCAUGGAGUUUUCUUCGGAAGGCAUGGGCCAGCUUAAAAUUGUUCCUGGCGGCAUUCAGCUAACUGGUCAAGCGUUAAUAAUGGAUCUGCUUCGGGCUUCGACAAUACGUUCCAAACACGGUCAACCCAUAUCUAUAGAGUCAUCACGUAAUUUCUCCAUCAAUACACGUGACACGAAUGGCAUCCUGGAGAAUCAUUUAUUCUUGGGACACGAUAAGCUCGAAUGCCUUUCGACGGGAUUCCAAAUCAACGACACUACCGGUCGAAAUUUAUUUUCUGUUACUCGGGAUGAGGUCUCUAUCGGGGCGCACGCAUUACGUAUCGAUGGCGAGGGUGGUGCCAUCUUUCGAGAGUCCAUACAAACACCGCAUGUACGUGCCGAAGCUGGUCGAGAGUUAAGAUUUGAAUCACCAACACGUCAACUGGAGAUGACAGCAGCAAAAGAUAUAAAUUUACAAUCAAGAGCUGGAGGCAUAGAGUUAUCUGCACUCAACGAUGUCAAGUUGAGUGCACUUGACGGAUCGAUACGUCUUGAAUCGGCUAAAAUUCUAAUGCCAAAUCUAAGAACAGCUCAACCUCCAAUACCUGGUGCUGGACAAAGUCGUGAGCACAUGCAUAGAGUCUUCCAAUUAUGCGCAUGUUCCAAUGGAAAAUUAUUUCUAGCAUCUCCCCAUACAAUUUGCGCUGGUGAUGAUACAACAGUUUGCAGAUGAUCCGAAAGUUAAAUUUAAAACCCACCAAAUAUUUAAAAUUUUAAAAACAAAAAAUAAACAACAAAUAUCAUAGAAGCUCUUAAUGAUUCGAAAUCCAAAAUUAAAAAAAAAAAAUAUUUAUUAAAUAUAAUAUAGAUUAUAUAAAAUAAGAGUUAUAAUUUAUUAAAAUUUUAAUUUAAUUUUGUAAAUAAAUUUUAAAUAUAAAAAUAGUUAAAUUAUGUAAGUAAAAUUCAAAAUAAUGUAUAAUAGAUUAAAAUUAUAGGUAAACAAAAUAAAAUAAAUAGUAACAUAAGAACCACUUACAAGAGGCCUAUUAGAAUUUAUAAAAUUUGUAAAUUAUAAAAUUAACUAAAAUAUAUAAUUAAAUAUAUAUACAUAAAUACAUAUAUCAUCGAUAAAAUAAAUAAUAAAAAUAUAAACAACAAUUGAAAACAAGAAAAAAACAACUUUGGCAAUAAAAACAAAAAUAAAUAUUUGAAUAUGUGGAAAAACGAAAAUUAUCAAAAAAUCAUACUAAUAUUUGUCUAUUAAAAUAAACUAAAAAAGAUACAUCAUAUCUGAAAAUAUAAAAAUAUACAUAAAAAGGGAUAUUAGUUUUAGACUAAAGUAAUUUAAAAAAAAGAAAACACAAAACUAUAACCAAACAAAAUGAGCUUCUUUUGCAAUUUUGGACAGAAAAAUAGUUAAGAUACAAAAAUAUAGGGAAAUGGUAAAUAAAUCAAUUAAAAUAUCUUAAAAAAAAUUAUUAAAUGUUCGAAUAUAAAAUAAUUUAUUAUUUAUGAUUGUUACAAAUUUAGCAUAGAAAAAUAUAUUUAUUUAUAUUAUUUCUAAUUAAGAAAAUUAAUCAAUUGCUGUCCAAUAUAAAUUUUGUUUUUUCAAACGGUCCGUUCCCAAGAUGGGAUAUCAAAUAUAAAAACAAAAACUUGGUACGUUUACAACGAAAAUGAAAAGGAAUGCGCUACUUUCUUUAUCAAUUAAUAUUAUUAUGUCUCUUAUUAAACAUCUGCAAUCUACGUAUAAUCAAAAAAUAUAUCGAAAAAAAAAAACUAAAUUAUAAAAAUGCAUAAAUAAAUUGAGAAAAGGGUAAUUUUUAAUGUAAAAUAUGUGUUAUUUUAUUUUUUAAAACUUCGAUUGUAACAUAAAUUUAAGUAAAUAAAUUUAAGCAUGGAUUUUUUUUUUAAUUUAUGUAGUUAAAGAUUAUUAUUUUUAAACUUACGGCAAUCAUAUCAAUUUAAAAAAAAAACUAUAUAAUACAAAAUUAAUGUAGCGAUGAUAAAUUUAAAUACAUAAAAAUAGCUUUAUGUAUGUAACCAAAAUUUUAAUAUUGGGCAAUCAAGUAACUAAACUAGCCUUAAACAUAAAUGUUUUAUUUAUCCACUUCAUUUUUUAAAAUUCUCUAUCAGCUAUUUAUUGUUAUUCGUUAUGAGCAAAUUAUUUUUAAGUUUUAUUUACUUUAUAGAAUAAAUUUAAUUGAACCAAAUGUAUAGAAAUUUUCUACACAAAGUGUAAAAUAAUGCAAAAACAAAAGCACAACAUCACUAUACAGAAAAAUAAAACAAAAACAAAAUAUUGUAAAAUAGAAUUUGUUAAUAUUAUUAAAAAUAAAAAUAAAAUAAGUUUGAACAAAAAGCAAGAGAAUUAUAUAAGAAUGUAAAAAACCAAAACUAAAAUGAAACAAAAAUUUAAUAAACAAUAUAAAAAUA